UUAUAACCAUGUUUCCCUUUCCAGUUCUGUUUCUCCUUCUGCCUAGGUGCUGCUAUGUACCAUUGCCUUGUCGGUUCCCUCCUCCAAUACCCUGCAGUGCUCUUGUGGGAGGAGAUUUUACCUGGUUACCUGUGGGUUGUUAAGCCUAGCAGCUCACCUGAGAAACCAGGAGCCUGCCUGGUCUCUGAGAAAUCCCUGCUCCUAACUCUGCACCUUGCACUCUGUGGUGUCUCUCACCGCACCUUGCACCUCCACUCCCUCUCUGCUGUGCUUUUAUUUUCCCCGGGACCAUGUGCCGGUUUUAAGUUGCGUUGUUUUGUGUGUGUUGUGCAGCUGUCUGUGCUGCUGUGAGGUUACACAAUGCAUGCGAGGAGAACGGAUAAAAAGAGAAGUCGGGGCUGAAAGAACAUAAGCUUCCUGUUUGAGAGAGACAGAGAGAGAGAAAGAGACUGACUGAGACAGAGACCUCUGAUCUGUACCUAGACUGCUUAGAGUGUUGUGAUGAAGCCAGGAGGAGAUACUGUGACAGGUUAGCAGUGUGAGUGACAGAAGAGAGAGGUCUAUAGCUAAGGGUUCUAUUUAGGAGCGCUGAAUGCAUGAGAGCGUUGGCAGGGAAGGCAAGAGACAACAGAAAGAGGAAGGAACCGAGAGGCAAGGUACUUAUUCUGCUGAGUGCCACACUGCGUCUGAGGAGACUGAAGAUCGGACUGGAAGACUACAAGGAUGGUGAGGUGGUUUCAUAGGGACAUAACCGGGUUGGAGGCUGAGGCUCGGCUGAAGGCGAGAGGAGUCCAUGGAAGUUUUCUUGUACGUCCGAGCAGGAAGAGACCAGAAGACUUUUCAUUGUCCGUCAGAUUGGAGGACUCAGUCACACAUAUCCGAAUACAAAACACGGGCGACUACUAUGACUUAUAUGGUGGAGAACAAUUUGCUACAUUGUCAGAACUGGUGGAAUAUUACACAGGGCAACAUGACACCCUGCAGGACACAGACGGAAACCAGAUCCUACUGAAAUACCCUCUGAACUGUUCGGACCCCACCAGCGAGCGAUGGUACCACGGAUAUCUCUCCGGCGCAGACUCAGAGAAGUUGCUGCAGCAGAAUGGGGAGCCGUGGACGUUCCUGGUCAGGGAAAGUCGCAGUAAACCGGGAGACUUUGUCAUCUCCGUUCUAACCGAUGAUCUGAAAGGGGGGAAACUGCGCGUCACCCACCUCAAGAUCAUCUGCGAGGGUGAUAAGUACACUUUGGGGGAUAUAAAAUUCGAUACACUUACAGAUCUAAUUGAGACGUACAAAAAGAAGCACAUUGAGGAGGUGUCUGGAGCUCGCGUGUACUUGAAGAAGCCGUAUUACUCCACCAGAGUGAAUGCUGCCGACAUAGAGAGUCGCAUGAAAGAAUUAGACAAAAAGUCAGAGAAGGAGGAAACUGCAAAAGCCGGAUUCUGGGAAGAGUUUGAUGCUCUACAGAAACAGGAAACCAACUUAUACGACAGGAAAGAGGGUCAAAGACCAGAAAACAAAAGCAAAAACCGGUACAAAAAUAUCCUCCCAUUUGACCACACAAGGGUGAUGCUACAAUGUGGAGACCCAAACGUUCCAGGCUCUGAUUACAUCAAUGCCAACUACGUGACGAACCAGCUUUGGGGGCAUGAAGAGCCGUCCAAACGUUUUGUUGCCUGUCAGGGGUGCCUGGCGUCCACCACAGGGGAUUUCUGGGAGAUGGUCUGGCAGGAGAACAGCCUGAUCAUUGUAAUGACCACGAAGGAGGUUGAAAAGGGACGGACUAAAUGUGUUCCCUACUGGCCGGAUGCUGGAACUAACGGGAAGGAGUUUGGACGGUAUUGGGUGGAGAUUCUUUUGGAACACGAGGCCAUGGAGUAUAAAAUUCGCACUCUACGAGUGUCACCCAUAGCGAAUCCCACCGCUGCUCGGAAAAUCAUUCACUACCAGUACCUGAGCUGGCCAGAUCACGGGGUGCCCUCUGACCCUGGUGGUGUACUGAGCUUCCUGGGGGAGGUUAACCGCAUGCAGGAGAGUUUGCCAGAGGCUGGACCCAUCAUUGUCCAUUGCAGUGCUGGAAUCGGCCGGACUGGAACCAUAAUCAUCAUAGACAUGUUGCUGGACACGAUUCAGAUGAAAGGCCUAGACAGUGACAUUGACGUGCAUAAAACCAUCCAGAUGGUGCGGUCACAGCGCUCAGGAAUGGUGCAGACGGAGGCCCAGUACAGAUUCAUCUAUGCAGCCAUCGCACAAUACAUUGAUUCCGCCAAACACAAGCUGCAUGCAAUAGAGAAAACACAGGGACUAGAGUCAGAGUACGGAAACCUGUCCACCAGUCUAUCUAAGAUGAAGGUGACACGGAGUUCCUCAAAGCCUAAAGAAGAGGGGAAGCUCUAUGAAAACCUGAACACAAAAAAAGAGAAAGUCAACAAGAAGACAUCAGCGGAGCAGAAGUCACGGACUUCCGUGAAGAAAAAGUAACACACAGCAGGAGUUCGCCGGCCAGGGAGUCCGUGGAUGCAGUAUUCCUCCAGCUUGUCGGCCACCCCGUUCCCCUCCCUUCUAAGCUGGUACCAGUCUGCUUCUCCGCUGUCUAGGACUACAGGAAAUGCCCUGUACAAUGUUUACUAUGAAAUCUUGUAUAAUUUAAUAAAGUGUUAUAUACGCACAACGAA
Pseudophryne corroboree (corroboree frog) is the source of this 2675-nucleotide messenger RNA. RefSeq names its product protein tyrosine phosphatase non-receptor type 6 (gene PTPN6). NCBI's taxonomy places the organism in Eukaryota, Metazoa, Chordata, Amphibia, Anura, Myobatrachidae. Gene Ontology annotation, biological process: intracellular signal transduction; cell differentiation; peptidyl-tyrosine dephosphorylation. Gene Ontology annotation, cellular component: cytoplasm. Bases 724 to 2481 code for a protein of 585 amino acids. Gene Ontology annotation, molecular function: phosphotyrosine residue binding; non-membrane spanning protein tyrosine phosphatase activity. The record is from RefSeq and is a predicted model, not a curated record. The transcript has 16 exons.